Molecule: messenger RNA, 2914 nt
Organism: Lynx canadensis (Canada lynx)
Lineage: Eukaryota; Metazoa; Chordata; Mammalia; Carnivora; Felidae
Gene: SLC2A10
Product: solute carrier family 2 member 10
Exons: 4
Coding region: 1-1713 (570 amino acids)
Biological process (GO): transmembrane transport
Cellular component (GO): membrane
Molecular function (GO): transmembrane transporter activity
Source: RefSeq, a predicted model, not a curated record
AUGGAGGGGUUGACAGAUGGAGGGAAAGCUGGACGGACGGAUGCUCUGGCGAGGAGCCGUCCUGAACUCCGCUCCUGUCGCUUCUGUUUUCCAGGCCGUCCCCAACUGCUCCUGCCCCUGUGUGCCUCUGUGUCUUUGCUGGGUGGCCUGACCUUCGGCUACGAGCUGGCAGUCAUAUCGGGUGCCCUGUUGCCAUUGCAGCUGGACUUCGGGCUGUCCUGCUCGGAGCAGGAGCUCCUGGUGGGCAGCCUGCUCCUGGGGGCUCUCCUCGCCUCCCUGGUGGGCGGUGUCCUCAUCGACCAGUAUGGCAGGAAACGAGCCAUCCUUGGGAGCAACUUGGUGCUCUUGGCGGGCAGCCUGAGCCUAGGCCUGGCCGGCUCCCUGGCCUGGCUGGUCCUGGGGCGCUUGGCCGCUGGAUUUGCCAUCUCUCUCUCCUCCAUGGCCUGCUGUAUUUAUGUGUCAGAGCUGGUGGGGCCGCGGCAGCGGGGCGUGCUGGUGUCCCUCUACGAGGCAGGCGUCACCGCGGGCAUCCUGCUCUCCUAUGCACUCAACUACGCCCUGGCUGGUGCCCCCUGGGGAUGGAGGCAUAUGUUCAGCUGGGCCGCUGCACCUGCCCUCCUACAGUCGCUCAGCCUCCUUUAUCUCCCUGCUGGCACCGCCGAGACCGCAGCGCCCAAGGACCUCGUUCCUCUCCAGGGAGGUGGGACCUCCAAGCCGGGCCCGGCGAGGCCAAGAUCCUCCCUCCUGGACCUCUUCAGGGCGCGGGAGAACAUGCGAGGCCGGACCGCCGUGGGCUUGGGGCUGGUGAUUUUCCAGCAGCUGACGGGGCAGCCCAAUGUGCUGUCCUACGCCUCCACCAUCUUCCAGGCGGUGGGCUUCCGGGGAGGCUCCUCCGCGGUGCUGGCCUCUGUGGGACUCGGGGCCGUGAAGGUGCUGGCGACCCUGACUGCCAUGGGGCUGGUGGACCGAGCGGGCCGCAGGGCCCUGUUACUGGCCGGCUGUGCCCUCAUGGCCCUGUCGGUCAGCGGCAUAGGCCUUGUCAGCUUUGCCGUGCCCAUGGCCUCCGGCCCAAGCUGCCUGGCCGUGCCCAAUGCCACCAGGCUGUCAGGCCUCCCUGGGGACUCCGGCCUGCCGAGGGCCAUGGCUCCCCCUCCACCGCCGACAACCAGUGAGAACCAAGGGAGGCCGGCCUCGUCGACCUCUGAGACGAUCCAGCCUCCUCCCGGAGCUGGGGACCCCACGGCCCCGGCCCUGCCGGCCUUAAGCCCCGCCUCCCCGGCACCCCCUCCUGCCCCAGAGCGCGUCCUGCUGCACUGGGCCGCGCUGGUCUGUUUGAUGGUCUUUGUGAGCGCCUUCUCCUUUGGAUUUGGACCAGUGACCUGGCUCGUCCUCAGCGAGAUCUACCCCGCGGAGAUCCGGGGCAGAGCCUUCGCCUUCUGUAACAGCUUCAACUGGGCCAGCAACCUCCUCGUCAGCCUCUCCUUCCUCGACCUCAUCGGCACUAUCGGCUUGUCCUGGACCUUCCUGCUCUACGGGCUGACCGCUGUCCUCGGCCUGGGCUUCAUCUAUGUAUUUGUCCCCGAAACCAAAGGCCAGUCACUGGCAGAGAUAGACCAGCUGUUCCAGAGGAGACGGUUCGCCCUGAGCUUUGGCCCCCGGCAGAGCUCUGCUGGCAUCCCAUACACCCGCAUCGAGGUCGCUGCCGCCUCCUGAGGAAUCCGUCUGCCUGGGAAGGUGCUGGAACCAUGGCUUUAGCAGACAGUCUCCAGCUUCCUGGCCCCUGGAGCACGGUUCUAGGUGGUCCUGUAAGAGUCACCCAUGCUUUAGAAGAGGUCUGUUUGGCCCCGGGUGAAAGAGGAGAAAAUUUGAGAACCUAGAAGUCUUCGUUUUGAAUCUCAGGCUCUGAGGGCCCCUGACGAUGUGCCUUCUUGCCUCGGUUUCCCCAUUGUCUCUGCACGUCCCUGCAGGACCUAUAUUGACAACAUCUCAUGGAGUCUCCUUUGCUCCUUGGGCUUUCUCAGAGAACCUCUAAGGAACCGGUCCUGGAAGGAAGUCUCUUUUGGCAUCACCCCCAAAUCCAGAUGAGGAUACACUAUACUCUCAGCUCUCUUUUUCCAUCCGGCUGGGACUUUUCGGUGAGAGGGGAGCCAGCUCAGGUCACGAUCUGUGUGACCCCACAGUCACCAGCAGCUCAGACUGGGUGAGAGGCUGCUUGAGUUCUAGUCCCGCUUCCCUGGUGUCAUCGCGACAUGACCGUGGGCCUCAGUUUCCCCGAUAUGUACCAUGGGGGACCGGGACCAAGGAGUUCUUUAAGAUCACAUCCGAUGCCAAUGAGCUGGAAUUCUAAAUGCUGCUAAUUCAACACAGGUUCAGCGUGAGCCCUGCUCUCAAGCUGCCGGCCAUCUCUUUAGGGGAUGUGAGUUUUAAUUAGGGGAAUGGUAAAUAGAAUUCCAGAAUCGUAUGCACUAGAAUCCAAGAGCUGACAUGGUGUGUGAAGCAAGCCCUGGGAGCUGUUUCCAGGAUGGUGCAGGACAGCCCUGCGGAAAGGAGAUGGGUUUGCAGGCUGACAAGCCUGGAUGCUGGUGUUGCCUCUGUCGCCUUGGGUAACGACUCCCUCUAGCCUCAGUUUCCACAUCUACAGAAUGGGGAUGAUUGGGCCCCCGGGGGUGUAUUUAACCCCUGUCUGACUGCAGGAGGGUCUUCAGCUGGUCCCAUCCAGCUAGUCAGGGCCUGGGGGGGGGGGUUUCUGGUCACCCUCAGUUACCGAGGCCCCCACCUUUGAGACACUGUUAAGGGUCAGCCCCUGAGGGGUGAGUCAGAGAUUAAGCAAGGAACUCAGGCCAGAGGUCACCAGAGGAAGGGCCUGGCAAGAGUGAGUUCCGGGGCGCCUGGGUGACUCAGUCGGUUAGGCGUC